Molecule: messenger RNA, 5305 nt
Organism: Hypanus sabinus (Atlantic stingray)
Lineage: Eukaryota; Metazoa; Chordata; Chondrichthyes; Myliobatiformes; Dasyatidae
Product: interferon-gamma-inducible GTPase 10-like
Exons: 3
Coding region: 353-1531 (392 amino acids)
Cellular component (GO): membrane
Molecular function (GO): GTP binding
Source: RefSeq, a predicted model, not a curated record
GGUUGGUGCAACAUUCAGAGAAGCCGGAAGUUUUGAGAAACAGACCAAAACGGAUAAGAUAAACAAGUUACUGAUCCUGCUUCCAUUCGCUUUCUCAGCGCUGUAUGAAGCAACACUGGGUCUCAUUCACAAGACUUUCGAACACUGGGUGAAAGGAGAUCAACUUAAACCUCCGGGUUCGCGGGGAGAGUGCUGCGGCCGAACCGAGAAGCCUCCCGCUUUUCUAAGGGCGCCCUGGAGAUAACCUAUACAAAGACAAAGAGGAGACCUGAGUCCCCAACCACUCUCCCUGUUUGGUGCUGGGAUUACUGGAUUGUCACAGAAGCCACACUGUGAGAAACAGCCAUCAAGAAUGGGAGGAGCAAGCUCCAGUCAACAGGUGGCUGAGGCUGAGAAUGCCACAUUCUUAACAAAGGAAGAGCUCAACGAACUGAAGUCCGACUUUAAAAUAGGUGGAGUGGAAAAGGUUAAAUUUCUGAUAAAGUGGAAAGCAUCAGAACUGGAUAAGACAAACCUUAACAUUGCAGUGAUGGGAGAAACAGGUGCAGGAAAAUCCACCUUCAUCAAUGCCAUGAGAGGACUUCGGAACACCGAUGAUGGAGCUGCUGAAGUUGGGUGCACUGAAACUACAAUGGAACCAACUGGAUUUCCACAUCCCAAUUUCCCCAACGUCUGCUACUGGGACCUGCCAGGGAUCGGGUCUACAAAAUUUCCAGCUGAUAAAUAUCUCAAGCAAAUGAAAUUUGAAAGGUUCGAUUUCUUCAUCAUAAUAUCAGCUUGUCGUUUCAGAGAAAAUGAUGCAAAACUUGCUAAAGAGAUUAAACGGCUUGGGAAAGAUUUCUAUUUUGUCCGCACUAAGAUUGAUCAAGAUUUUUAUUCAAUGAAAAAAUGGGGAGGAAAUGGAAUCAGUAAGAAAGAAAAGCUGGAUGAUAUUCGGAGUAACUGUGUCAAUAAUUUGAGAGAAGCGGGGAUUCUAACCCCAACUGUGUUCCUGAUAUCCAGUUUUGAACAGGAUCGAUAUGAUUUCAAUCGGCUAAAUAAAACACUUGAAGAUGAUCUGCCGUAUAUAAAGAGAAGUGUCUUUGUUCUGGCCUAUGUAAACCGAAGUGUAGAGAUCAUUCAGCAAAAAAGCGAGAUGCUGCAGAAACGUAUCUGGAUGUUGGCAACACAUUUGACCAUCAUUCCUGACCUCACUUUUGCUUAUAAUUUCAGAAUACUGAUUGAGGCAAUAAUUCAUUUCCGUAAAUGUCUGGGUCUAGAUGAAGCUUCUCUUCAAAGACUGGCUAACAUUAAAAAUAAACCUGUGGAAAAACUUAAGGCAGUAGCUAAAACUCCCCUGCUGGGGGAAAGACAUGAAUAUGAAAUUAUGUGGCAAAUGUUGGAAGUUAAUUGUUACACCAUCCCUGUCCUUGGUUCCAUUUUUGGAACAGGAUCAUCAUUUCUCAUGACCUACACAAUACUGACCAAUGCACUGAAGGACCUUACAGAGAGUGCAGAGAGGGUGGUGAAGGUUGCAUAUGGCAUCAAUUAACUUGUCAGCAACAGCAUCAACACUGUGAGCUAAUGUUAUGCUGUGGUUAAUAUACUGAAGAGGCCUGUCACUGAACCCUGCUGUAAUUCUACAUGACAACUUUCCCCUUUGUUGCUUUCCUUUCUGAAAUAUUGCUUAUUCAUUUCUGAGGAACACUUGUGCCUGACCGAGGGAGUGCGACUCCGGGAAAGAAGACACGAAACAGGUGGACAUAAAUGAGAUGUGAUCCUAAUUUGAAGAGGAGCUGAGAAGUUAUCUCCAGGUGUCUGAAUGAUGCUCACUCGUCAAUCAAUAUCCAAGUAUCAGACUGUUUGGACAUUAUACAAUAUUGCUGUGUAUAAACUAAAGGCUGUGUUUUCCCUACAAUAUCUGUAAAGAUCUGAUUGUGACAUCAUUAAAGAGACAGUGGAAAGGCAUUUCAGGAAAUCAUUAAAGCAUGACUCCGAACUGAAGCACAACUCACAUUUAAAAGAGCUGUUGAAAUCACUAGGUCAAAAUGAAACAGUAGCCUGAGACACAACAGCAGACAGAGACAAUUGAGUUUCAGUCAGGAAUGAAAGUGAACGUGAACAAAAUUGCAGUGUCUGAACAGAAACCAGUCUGACCAAUCAAAUUGUGUGACUGUUGUGGCAAUGACUCACGUACACCAGACAACUGCAAGUUUAAAGUUGAAAAUUGCAGAAAAUGCAACAAAGUAGGUCACAAAGCAUGUCAAGCAGACAAAGAUAUAUAGACUGCAUAGGGAAGACAAAAUGAUAAAAAUUUGUCGCAGUUUCACGAAGAGCACAAAUCUGCAUGUUCAUGAAAAAUCUGACAAUAAUGAGUAGACAGGAUUUAUUUUGUGAAAACUGACAAGAGAAAAGCAGUAUGAAUCAGAAAUGAACAGAAAAUUAAUUAAUAUGGAAUAGCACAAUGCUUCAGCUAUUUCAGUCAUUUUACAAAAUCAGAUUGGAAGUCAUCUCAGAGAUAUUGAACUGAAGCCUGCAGACAUCCAACUAAAAAGUCAUCCUGGAGAAAGAUAACUCCUGUGGGAGUGACAUUUGUAACAGAUACAUUAACCAACAAGACACAUUGAGUUUGUACCUGGUAAAAACAGGAGGGCCAGCAGUGUGGGGAUGUGAGUGGCUGAGACAACUACAACUGGACUGGAGAUACAUCUUCCAUUUGCAUGCCACAUCCUCUGCCAUAGAGCCAAUUGCAAAUGAAUACUGAAAUAUUCUGGAUGAUGCCACAACUGUGUUCAAGGAUGGCACUGGAAAACUCAGACAUAUCAACAGUAAAAUACUGUUAUGCCACACCAAAGUGUUACAAAGCCCAUCCAGUUCCUUAUACUGUCUGCAAAAAAAGAUCCAGAUAACUAGAUCGGCUGGAGACUAUAUAAGUAUUUUCAAGGUUGCGUGGAGCCCAUAGGUAACAGCAGUAGUUCAAGUAGACAAGAACAAUGGGACUAAUAGGAUUUGUGGUGAUGUUAAGGUCACCACCAACCCAGUCCUGAAAGUAGAUCAAUGCCCUCUGCCCAGGAUAGAGGAUAUGUUUGUAAUCCUUUCUGGAGGGAAGUAUUUCAGCUUUGGGCUUCGCAGAGGCUGACCAACAGAUGGUGACGUCAGACACUGUACUCAUACAUUAUGAUCCACCUCAUCCAGUGAAGCUUGCCUGUGAUGCCUUGUCUAGAGGUGCAGAUGCAGUCAUGUCAACAGUUAUCAGUGAUGGAAGUGAACGCUCUGUAGCCUUUGUGUUACGUUUCCUGACCGCUGCAGAGAAAAUAAUGCACAGAUUGACUGAGAGACCUUGAGUCUUAUUUGGGGAGUAAAAUGGUACAAGCACUACCUGUGUGGGAGAGAGUUUACCAACCACUGAGAGAUUAUCAACCACUGGUGUCCAUUUUCAAUCCACUGAAUGGUAUUCUACUAACUUCAGCAGCACAAAUGCAAAGAAGGCCUUUGAUUCUUGGAGGACUCAAUUACAAGAUUGAAUUCAGGAGGAUGACAAAUCAUGGAAAUGCCGAUGGAUUGUCCCAUUUACACUUGGAAAAGGAACUUCCUAAAAACAACUUAGAAAAGAGGACACUCCUCUUGAUUAAGACAAAGCACAUCGGCAUUGCACCACCCAGCUACAAAUGGUUUAGUGGAGAGGUUUGUCCCGAGUCUAAAGACUGCACUGUGAUCAAUGUCAGCAGAACAAACUAUUCUAACACUGUAUCUGCCACCGAAAUAUGUGGUAGCUCACUGGUCAAUCAAAAGGCAAGGAAUUUGACCAAAAACAUAGCUAAUUACCCCUUUUCUGAAGCAAUCUGUGGUAAAUUUCCACUACAAACAGUGAAGAGGCAAACAAGGCAAAGCAAAUUCAUUGGAUGAACCAUAAUGGUACAUUGCAGAAUUUAGGCAAUGUAGUGAGGAAUUUGGAGAGGAGAUAUCAAGGCAGAGGAGUUUUGACAUCCACGCAACUGGCCAAUGUGCGAGGUUAGAUUGGUCUGGGCACUGAGCUAAUUUGGAGAAAUUGAGAGUGGCUUUAAGUCGGGCAGUGAAAUCUGCGCAUGGAGCAAGUUGCUAGGCAGCAUGGUCUACGCUCGGCAUCUUUCGCUGCAGAUUUGCCUGCAAAGGUUCUGUGUAUGGAUUUACAUAAGUUAGGAGACUAAAUAAAUAAUUAAGUGAAAUAGCCACUGCUCUACAUACCGUCCUUGCAGAUUUGGAGAAGAAGGAUACUUAUGUGAGAAUGCUGUUCUUUGACUACAGUUCAGCAUUCAACACCAUAGUUCCAUCCAGGCUUGACAAGAAGCUCAGAGACCUCGGCCUUGACCCUGCCUUGUGCAGCUGGAUCCUGGACAGAUCACCAGCAGGUUGUAAGACUGGGCUGCUUCACCUUCAAGCCUCUGACUCUCAAUACAGGAGCCCCUCAGGGCUGCGUACUGAGUUCCCUCCUUUACUUCCUGUAUACCCAUGAUUGCAUCACCACCAACAGCUCCUGCUAAUUAAAUUUGCCAAUGACACUACAUUGAUUGGCCUUAUCUCAAACAAUAACAAUGUGGCCUACAGGGAAGAAGUCAUCUCUCUGACACAGUGGUGUCAAGAAAACAACCUCUCCCUCAAUGUCGCAAAAACAAAGGAGCUGGAUUACAGGGGGAAUGGGGAUGGGCUAACCCCUAUUGACAUCAGUGGAUCUGGGGUUGAGAGGGUAAACAGCUUUAAGUUCCUCGGUAUCCACAUCAUUGAGGACCUCACAUGAUCUGUAUACACCAGUUGUGUGGUGAAAAACUCACAACGGCACAUCGUUCACCUCAGACUGUUGAGGCAGAUUGAUAUGGGCCCUCAAAUUCUAAGAAAUUUCUCCAGGGGCACAAUUGAGAGCACCCUGACUGGCUGCAUCACUGCCUGGUAUGGGAACUGUACCUCCAUUAACUGCAGGACUCUGUAGAGAGUGUUGUUGACAGCCUAGCGCCUCUGUAGUUGUGAACUUCCCAAGAUUCAGGACAUUUAAAAGGACAGGUGUGUAAAAAGGGCCUGUAGGAUCAUUGGAGGCCCAAGUCACCCCAACCACAGUCUAUUGCAGCUGCUACCAUCUAGGAAGUUGUACCGCAGCAUAAAAGUCAGGGUCAACAGGCUUUUACUACCAGGCCAUCAGACUGAUGAACUUGCACUGAUUUGAGUGCAUUCUAUAUUACAUUGACUGUUUUAUUUAUUAUAAAUUACUAUGAUUGCACAUUUAGAUUGAGAUAUAACGUAAAUAUUUUUACUCCUCGUGUGAAGCAUGUAAGAAAUAAAGUUAAAUCCAAUUGAA